CCAAAGCGACGCUGCCACGUCAAAAUGUUUCAGAAAUACAGCACAGUGGCAAAUGUUUUUCACUUUUAUUUGGACCAUGAAGGCACCGAGAAAAAUUUAGCCACAGAGCAGGACAGGUGAGCCAACGGAGGAGGAAGAUUGUUGGUGGAUUGUUGCAGACUAGGCUGCGCUCCUUAUCUCAACGGAAACUUCUAAAGUAGUUUAUCUGGGUGUGUCAGCAGGUAACAGUGCACGUCUGCAGGUUUCUCUCAUAGCCUGCUUUCCCAGAAAAGACUGAAGCUGAGUGGAGUUACUGUAGGAGGGUUUUGGAGGGGGGGCAUCGAUGGGUGUUGGAGCUCACUGGAGACCCGCGGCCCGCUCCAGAGUCGCAGCGCACAGAGCAGAGUGGCGCGCAGGUUUCUCCCGGCGCCACUGUUGGGAGCGACUUCUCAGACGGAUCCACUCCUCUCUGUGGGAGGCCAUCCUCGGGUUCCUGUUCCUCCUGUGGGUCUGCUUCAUCUACCUGCCGGACCCGUUUGCGUCUCCCCCCGAGGAGGAUCCGGUGACGCUCCUGAUUUGGACUCAUCCGUUCGGCGAAUACCGAGAACUCCCGGACUGCUGGGAGCUCUAUCAGAUCGACGGGUGCACGCUCACGGACGACGAGCGUGCGUACCCCGAGGCCGACGCCGUGAUCAUCCACCACCGGGAGAUCGCCACCCUAAACGUCGAUCUGCCACCGGAGCCGCGGCCACAUGCUCAAAAGUGGAUCUGGCUGAACUACGAGUCUCCCUCGCACACACCCAGACUCUGGCUUUUUGAGGGUAUUUUCAACCUCACGAUGAGCUACAGGACAGACUCGGACAUCUUCCUGCCGUACGGUUACCUGGUUCCCCGUGAGCGCGCACUCACUGGUACCCGGAGCCGCUUUACGCACCCGCUCCGUGGACCCGCCCACUCAGACUUCCGCCGGCCCCGCCUCGUGGCCUGGGUCGUCAGCAACUGGUCGGAGUCACACGCACGCGUGUCCCUGUUCCACAAGCUCCGCCGGUUCGUCCACGUCGAUGUGUUCGGACGCGUCGGUCGGUCCUUACCGAAGGGCAGCGACAGCGUGGUGCAGCUGCUCCGACGGUAUUUAUUCUACCUGGCGCUGGAGAACUCGUUGCACACCGACUACAUCACGGAGAAGCUGUGGAACGCGGUUCUGGCCGGUGCCGUCCCGGUGGUCCUGGGGCCGCCCAGGAAGAGCUACGAGCGCUUCUUGCCCCCGGAAGCCUUCAUCCACGUGGACGAUUUCACCACAGUGCAGGAUCUGGCCCGGUACCUGCUAAUGCUGAGGAGCAAGCCGGCCCUGAUGAGGAGGCACCUGGACUGGAGGGGGCGCUAUAGCGUGCACCGGCCGGUGUUCUGGGGGGAACACUUCUGUACGGCCUGCAAGGCUGUGAGGAAGAGCAAAGACAGGACUGAUGUGGUCAAAGACUUGACUCUCUGGUUUCACUCGUGAAAAAGACUGUGACCUGGUUGACCUGGAGGACAAUCUGAGAGAUAAGACUCUCUCAGUAACAGACUCACUGUCCACCUGCUGCUUUCAAAGUUUACAAAUGAAAUCUAUUUAUACUUGGAAGAUUUUGAUUGUAUUAAAUUCAUGUGCAUUUGAUUAUACUGUGAUGACUGAAAUGAAAUGAAGGUCACUGAUUUUC
Amphiprion ocellaris (clown anemonefish) is the source of this 1676-nucleotide messenger RNA. RefSeq names its product alpha-(1,3)-fucosyltransferase 4-like. Gene Ontology annotation, molecular function: alpha-(1->3)-fucosyltransferase activity. The transcript has a single exon. Gene Ontology annotation, cellular component: membrane. Lineage: Eukaryota; Metazoa; Chordata; Actinopteri; Pomacentridae. Bases 323 to 1480 code for a protein of 385 amino acids. The record is from RefSeq and is a predicted model, not a curated record.